AUGACCCUGAUUCCAACCGAGUCGCAGGGAUGUAGGAUAUCCAAGACGGGGUGGAGGAAGGGUCGAUGGGUGGUGUGGGAGAGUGUGGACGAGGGGAUUGUCGUGGUUGACUCUACGAAGCGCUGGGGCUAUGUCAGCGGUGGCCCAGUAGCCGAAACGAAGACCCAGACCAAGGCUCAGGAACGAUUCGGGGGGGAGAGAGAGAGCAACGAAGUGACGACGAUACCCGACUAUUGA
Messenger RNA from Penicillium daleae, 237 nucleotides. RefSeq lists its product as uncharacterized. The record is from RefSeq and is a predicted model, not a curated record. The transcript has a single exon. The coding region runs from base 1 to 237 and encodes 78 amino acids. NCBI's taxonomy places the organism in Eukaryota, Fungi, Ascomycota, Eurotiomycetes, Eurotiales, Aspergillaceae.